This is a messenger RNA of Xenopus tropicalis (tropical clawed frog), 1808 nucleotides long. RefSeq names its product torsin family 3, member A (gene tor3a). Gene Ontology annotation, molecular function: ATP binding; ATP hydrolysis activity. The transcript is spliced from 6 exons. The record is from RefSeq and is a predicted model, not a curated record. Gene Ontology annotation, cellular component: cytoplasm; endomembrane system. NCBI's taxonomy places the organism in Eukaryota, Metazoa, Chordata, Amphibia, Anura, Pipidae. The coding region runs from base 277 to 1443 and encodes 388 amino acids.
AGUGUGGCUGGGCAAGGAGCUGGGCUAAAGGGAGAGUUCCAAAGCAAAUAGGCGUGGCCCUGGCACUCUCAUACGCUGUAGCUGAGACGUAAUCCUUAGGUGACACAUGAUUCCCUGUAGUUAAGGAGGCAUGACUUGAUGUGACGCAGUCAGACACACCGCAAGUAGCACUAUUCCUUCCCUACUUGCCCAGUGUCCCGCCAAUAGAAAGGAAGCUUGCAUAACAGCAGGGUAAGAGCGAAGGGGCAAACCAGAAGCUAACGGGUAGGAGCAGUAAUGGCAAUGGGCUGGUUGCUUCCUUUCCUGCUGCUUCUCCUACAGACACCGUGCAGGCUCUGCACUGGGCAGGGGAGUCCGGGCCCAAAGGAAGGAGGGGAAGAAGAGAGGGACAGACCGGCUAACACAUGGCUCACAAGUGGUACCCACCAGAUGCAGGAGCUGACUCUGCUUUCCAUGGAAUAUGCCCAUGACUUACAGUGCUGGUUGUGGCCUGACAAAUGUGAUGGGGACAAGAAAGCCCAUCCAGCCUGGUCCUGGCCCACUGGUAGCUGGGAUCCCAUGCAGAUGCUAUCGGACUGGUAUGCCAGAGUGACUGACCAUGCAGGUCUGUUGGAUGACAGAAUCACUAAUAAUCUGACAGGCUUACGAUGGGAUCUUGGCAGGAGGCUGCACGGACAGCAUGUGGCAGAAGGGUUGAUCUUAACCUACCUAGAGAGGUUCCUGCAACAUGGAGAACCCCUAAAGCCACUGGCUCUCUCCUUUCAUGGAUGGACUGGUACUGGCAAGAAUUUAGCUGCCCGGAUCAUAGCAGAGAACCUGUACCUGGAUAGCCAGCGGAGUAGAUGCAUCCGCGUGUUUAUUCCUCAGCUGCAUUUCCCGCACCUCUCCCAUGUAGAAGCCUACAAGGUUCAGCUGGAAAACCAGAUCAGAGAAGUUUCUUCACGCUGCCCCCAGCCCCUGUUUGUGUUUGAUGAAGCUGACAAAAUACCGAAGGGUCUCCUUUCCUCCAUACGUCUAUUUCUCAGCUCAGGAAAGCAAUCACAGAGUCACAGCAUCUUUCUAUUUCUCAGUAUGGGGAGCAAUGCAAUUAAUGAGCUGGCACUUAGUUUCUGGGCUGCAGGGCGACAGCGCAAGGAGAUUACAGCUGAUGAUCUUGAACGUCCCCUGAGAGCAGCUAUAAAGGAAAACCAAGGAGAUAUACCUCUGACACAGCAACUCAUGGAGGAGGGACUCAUUGAUGGUUUGGUGCCUUUCCUUCCCUUGGAACGAGCUCAUGUGAAGUUGUGUGCCCGGGACUCUUUUGUGGCUCGAGGGCUGCCAUACACAGAGAAGGAGUUGGAAUUGGUAGCACAGGAGCUUCUGUUUGUACCCGAGGAGCAUAAACUUUUCUCAGCCCAGGGUUGUAAGUUAGUGGCACAAAGAAUCAGUUUCAUGGAGCUCUGACACAUUUGGAUGCUACUCCAACUUAAAAGCAGCAUUGUGCCUUCAGUAUUGGCGGUACACUGAGAAGAGACUUCUACUGGGCACUAAUGGAUAUCUUUUUAAAUGGAAGCCAAAGGCCCCUAAGAGCAUUACAAAUGGGACAGCACACACUACCAUAGUACAGAAAUGGAAAGGACUGUUUAUUCCCGACGCCCGAGCUUCCUUAUGGUUCACAUCUGAAAUACUUAUGUUUCUAUGUUUCUGCUAAGUUAUAUGCAUCUCCUGACUGUUACACUCAUACUCCUAGGACCUAGAUAUAUAAAAUAUUUAUUAAUUGUAACUUUUAGAAUUAAAUGUAAAUUUUCUAUGAAAAUUAAAAUUUUAUU